GCAAGAACGCAACGAUGCUCGAUGACCAACGUAGAAUACCGAAAAUACCCUCACCUACUCCACGCCCGGUUUUAGAUGAGAUGAUGAGACGUCGCCUUUCUAGCUAGUGCUUACCUUUCUUUCAUCUCAUGCAUUGUCCCCUUCUUCUUCCUGUAUAUAUAUACACACGCACUAGACGCAUCCUUCUUAUCCCAAAGCCCCCGUCUCUCUCUCUCUCUCUCUCUCUCUCUCUCUCUCUAAGUUUUUCUGCCGAAGUUCGAUCAAAAGAAAAUGGGCAGUUUGGAAGGGGAAAGGACGACAACAGGAUGGGCAGCGACGGACCCUUCUGGGGUUCUCUCUCCCUACACCUACUGCCUCAGGAAUACUGGCCCCGAAGAUGUAUUCAUCAAAGUCAUUUGCUGCGGAAUCUGCCACACUGAUAUCCACCAGAUCAAAAAUGACCUUGGCAUGUCCCAUUACCCCAUGGUUCCGGGGCAUGAAGUGAUCGGUGAAGUGGUAGAGCUGGGAUCCAAUGUGGGCAAGUUCAGCGUAGGAGAAACAGUCGGAGUUGGGUGCAUCGUUGGAAGCUGCGGAAGUUGCAGGCCGUGCAAAUCAGACGUCGAGCAAUACUGCAACAAGAAGAUCUGGUCCUACAACGAUGUCUACACCGACGGCAAGCCCACCCAGGGAGGAUUCGCCGGGUCCAUGGUCGUCGAUCAAAAGUUUGUGGUGAAAAUCCCAGAAGGGAUGUUGCCGGAGCAGGCGGCGCCGCUACUGUGCGCCGGAGUGACAGUGUACAGCCCACUGAACCACUUUAGGCUGAAAGAGAGUGGGCUGAGGGGGGGAAUACUUGGGCUUGGAGGGGUAGGACACAUGGGAGUGAAGAUUGCAAAGGCUAUGGGGCAUCACGUGACGGUGAUAAGCUCUUCUGAUAAGAAGAGAGUGGAGGCCCUGGAGCACCUCGGAGCGGACGAUUACCUGGUCAGCUCGGACGCGACCCGGAUGCAGGAACUGAGUGACUCGCUCGACUACAUCAUCGACACGGUGCCGGUGUUCCACCCGCUCGAGCCGUACCUUUCGUUGUUGAAGCUUGACGGAAAGUUAAUAUUGACGGGCGUCAUCAAUACCCCACUUCAGUUUCUCUCCCCUGUUGUCAUGCUCGGGAGGAAGGUAAUCACAGGGAGCUUCAUCGGGAGCAUGAAGGAGAUAGAGGAGAUGCUUGAUUUCUGCAAAGAAAAGAAUCUGAGUUCAAUGAUAGAAAUGGUGAAUAUGGAUUACAUCAACACAGCUUUCGAGAGGCUUGAGAAGAACGACGUCCGCUACAGAUUUGUCGUCGACGUCGCGGGGAGCAAACUCAAUUAGCAAACACCCUUCCUACCCAAUCCAUAUACAAGAAGGACCCGUUUCCGCACUCAAAGAGGGAGAGAUAGAGUCAGCGCGUGUGUUUGUUGCUCGGUUUGUCGUCGUAAUUCGCUUGAAACUGUCAUGCUUAAAUAUGGUCUGUAUUCUUUCUUUGUCGUGAAACAUUGCUAACAAAAAUGCUACAAACACAGAUCCCCAAAACCGUCUAAUGUGUAUGUCACACAUCUAUCGUCGGUUAACAAUGUGUAUUUUGUCUGUAUUGGCCGUGACAUCUAUUUUAUACCUUAUAUGUGAUUUUCUGUGUUUGGUAA
Molecule: messenger RNA, 1652 nt
Organism: Rhododendron vialii
Lineage: Eukaryota; Viridiplantae; Streptophyta; Magnoliopsida; Ericales; Ericaceae
Product: cinnamyl alcohol dehydrogenase 1
Exons: 5
Coding region: 271-1341 (356 amino acids)
Biological process (GO): lignin biosynthetic process
Molecular function (GO): zinc ion binding; cinnamyl-alcohol dehydrogenase activity
Source: RefSeq, a predicted model, not a curated record